AUGCAAGCCGCGCCUACUACUAAUCCAAAUUUUACCAGUGACGGCUCUGCAGCCUCGUCAUGCGCGAACUAUAGAACCCUGUGGAGCAUCGUCCUUACUUGCGCUCUGACCGUCUUUGCAUGCACAUACAGUGCCAUCCACCCCAAUAUUCCGAGUCCUAAGGACAGUCCCGUUCGUGUUUUAUUGCUACACUUGGGCAUCAUGGUAGCUGCCCUGCUUGUUCCUGAGCUGCUCGCUGUUUGGGCAUUGCGCCAGUGGCUCUGGGCUCGUCAUAUUUCAACAGAGUUUAGGAAGCAUUUCAGCGUUCAUUACGCAUGGACUCAGACUCACAGCUUCUUUGCGCUGAUGGGCGGUUUCAUGCUCUAUGUGGACGGAGAACCUUACCAUAUACUGUUGCCUGACCACCUUCUCGAUCUGAUACGUGCUGGAUCUAUUGAUGUCCCCACCCUGACAGCAAAGCAGAUCCGCGAUCGGAGCAAAGGCAAUGCGAUAUCAAAAGGAUUGAUCAUCCUUCAAGUGGCCUGGUUUAUCCUGCAACUCAUUUCCCGCGCCAUUUAUCACCUUGAGACCACACAGCUCGAGGUAGGGACACUCGCUUUUGCGGUUCUCAAUUUCAUUACAUAUGCUGUGUGGUGGAAUAAGCCUCUCGGUGUACAAUGCUCUCAUCCAGUCUACUGGAAGUCGACCAAGGCCAAGCUGGCAGAGGUCUGUUUUGAUAAGUACGUGUACACCCCAAUCAAUUCUACCCCUGCCGAUUAUGUCCCCCUCAGCGCCUCUGAAAACGAUGACCUCGAAAUAUCUAUAGAGAUCGUUGCUGUUUCACUCGUCGACUCAGUUGUGCGACUCAUUGGCAUAAAUGUCAUGUCCCCUCGAAAGCUACAAGUCCCAACGUGCGACAGUGGCAACGUCAAACUAGAACGUCAGGAAAGCAAUGUUCUCACGUUGGUUGGCCUUUUUAUGGGAACCAUCUUUGGCGGCAUCCACUGUACCGCUUGGUUUUAUCCGUUCCCCACAUAUCAAGAACAGGUCUUAUGGCGCGUGAGCGCUAUCUAUAUAACUUUCACACAAUGGUUUCAUUUGCUGGUAUACCUCCUGUUUAUUCCGAAAACUGAAAAAAAGAAAACACUGAGGCUUUCGUUUAUCGUAAUGUUUCCUGGAAUCCUACUGUAUGUAACAGCACGUGUCAUCAUCUUCACACUUAUGCUCACCACUUUACGCAAUCUUCGUCCUGGCGCAUUCGAGACGGUGUCGUGGGCUUAUUUGUUGCCGCACUUGUAG
Molecule: messenger RNA, 1278 nt
Organism: Suillus paluster
Lineage: Eukaryota; Fungi; Basidiomycota; Agaricomycetes; Boletales; Suillaceae
Exons: 2
Coding region: 1-1278 (425 amino acids)
Source: RefSeq, a predicted model, not a curated record